Messenger RNA from Ipomoea triloba (trilobed morning glory), 981 nucleotides. RefSeq lists its product as uncharacterized. The transcript has 2 exons. Bases 39 to 701 code for a protein of 220 amino acids. Lineage: Eukaryota; Viridiplantae; Streptophyta; Magnoliopsida; Solanales; Convolvulaceae. The record is from RefSeq and is a predicted model, not a curated record.
UUAAAGAAGCUGCUUGAGAAAAUAUCCAAAUCUUCAAAAUGUGGUCAAAUAUCUUCUACGAGAAGGUGCAGAAGUGCAGGAGCAACUGCGAAGGGCUUGCUGCAAUAAACUAUAGACUGGAGAAACAAAUACAAUACCAUGAUACAAAGGCUACAUACCUGGCUAUGUUCUAUAUCACCUUCCAAUUUAUCCUUUUCCUCGCAAAUUCAAAGCCAUCAGAGCAUCAGUGCAAACACUGGUGGAAACUUUUCUCAGUUUCCAUCUUGAUCUCAGUUCUCUUCGGCAUCAAUUUCAUAUCCACCAUACUUAAAUGUGUACGUAUAAGAAAGGCACAAGAUAUGAACUGGCUGUACCAAUCAGAGAACUACCGUCAAAUGGGACGUCUUGAAAGGCACAAGGAGAGCUAUCAUAGCAACAUCCAACUCAGACCUGAAGCCAUGACAAGUGCAGAACAGGAGAAGACAUAUUACCAAAUGCUAGGUAUUGGGAGACAGACACUACAUACAAAUGAAGAAAACAGAGAGAGUGCAGCGACCACAGUUGAAGGUUUUCAACCGACAUCUGCACAUCAGAGGAAUCUAGAUACAUUUACUGUGUAUCAACGUUAUGCGCAUGUUGGAGUAACAGUUUCCCUCUUGCUAGCCUACACAGUUCUCGUGCUACAUGCUUGUCGCUCUUCUCUUUGCAAUGGAAAGGCAUAGAGUACAGAACAGAUGGGAGAAUCAAAAAUAAAAAACUGCAGGUGGGAUAGCAGUCUAAAACUUAAUAACUUUGUGCUCCAUUUUGUAAAUACUUGUUAAACUUGUAUCAUACUUCUAUAUUGAGUUAGAGAGAGAGAGAGAGAGGGAGUUCAGUAUGCAACAUAUCAAUCUGUAGGUAUCAAUCCAUCCAUUCCAGACUUCUAUAUUCUGUAAAGAUUAUAUUUCUUAAUGUCUUACUUGGUGCUGCAUAUUUCCUUGCCUCUGGUAGGACAAGAAUGUA